Molecule: messenger RNA, 1305 nt
Organism: Penicillium salamii
Lineage: Eukaryota; Fungi; Ascomycota; Eurotiomycetes; Eurotiales; Aspergillaceae
Source: the annotation of a GenBank genome assembly
AUGAGUACAUCUGCGUUAUCCGCGAAGAAGCGCUAUGCGCUGGUAGGUACUGGCGGGAGAGCUGGUCUCUUCUACACGAGUAUCGCACGAGACUUCAGCGAGACGAGUAUCUUGGUUGCCAUCUGUGAUACGAAUCAGACUCGACUCGAUUACGCUAAAUCCAAGAUUGAUCCUUUGACCGGUGGUCAAAUUCCAACCUAUCUCGCCAAAGACUUCGACAGGAUGAUCGAAGAAACAAAGCCAGAUGAAGUGAUCGUCACUACCAUUGACCGGACCCACCACACAUACAUCGUGCGCGCUCUAGAACUUGGCUGCAAUGUCAUUACCGAGAAACCAAUGACCAUCGACGUGCCACAGUGUAACGAAAUUUUCUCAGCGGUCGACCGAACCGACAAGCGAGUGAGAGUCACUUUCAAUUAUCGAUACGCACCUCACAAUACGAAGAUAUUCGAGCUUAUCCGAUCCGGUGCAAUCGGAACUGUGACAAGCAUCCAUUUUGAAUGGAUGCUCAAUACUUCUCACGGGGCCGACUACUUCCGACGCUGGCAUCGUGAUGCGCGAAACAGUGGCGGUCUGUUGGUUCACAAAUCAACUCAUCAUUUUGAUCUAAUCAACUUUUGGCUUCAGUCCAGACCAAAGACUGUAUAUGCCCAGGGAGACCUCAAGUUCUACGGCAAGAAAAAUGCAGAAGAUCGCGGUAUCACCAGUUUCUACUCGAGGGCUUAUGGCAGUGAAGCUGCCAAGGAUGAUCUCUUCGCUCUCCAUCUGGACCAGAACCCACAGCUUAAAUCUCUCUACCUUGAUGCCGAGCAUGAAGAUGGAUACUAUCGUGAUCAGAGCGUAUUUGGCGACGGAAUCAGCAUCGAAGACACCAUGAAUGUGCUAGUCCGGUACGAGAACGAGACUGUCCUGACCUACUCGCUUACAGCAUACGCCCCUUGGGAGGGCUUCCGUGUCAGUUUCAACGGGACAGGCGGAAGGUUGGAAGCCGAAAUUGUUGAAAGCAGUUAUGUCAACUCUGGUGGAGAGCAGUCACUGGAAGGUGCAGCUGAGGAUAUCACACUCAUGCUGCGGCCUUUGUUCCAAGAGCCACGGAAGGUCGAGGUUGUGCAAGCAAAGGGAGGCCAUGGAGGAGGUGAUGAAGUGAUGCUACGUGAUCUUUUUGGUGAUGUGGAACCAGAUGAACAUAUGAGAGCUGCCAGUCACGUUGAUGGGGCAGCUUCCAUUCUCACCGGUGUUGCUGCCAAUCGGUCUAUUCGCACAGGUCAAGUUGUGAAAGUUAGCGAUAUCUUGACACUUCCAUAG